CUGGUGUUCAUUGUGCUGGUGGUGGUGCGGAGAACAGAAAACACUCGGAUGAGUAAAAAACAAUUUGUCGGUCGUUGUGGAGUGAUGCUUCAAAAGACUGCUGGGUCGUAAGGACGGGCAGGAUGCUGCAGAGGUAGAGCUGCAUCUCCAGCUGUUGGCUUUUACACCUUUUGCAUUGGGACAAGUUAGAGUAGCGCUCUUCCUCCUCCCUGUUAAAUGAGCAAUGAAGAAGAUGAUGAGGAAAGGUCUGCAGGUGUGUUUGCUGUUACUGAUGGUGGGAAGACUGCAGGGCAAGGUAACGGCACCAGAGCGUCUGGAAGCUCCAGUGGACAAGCCCUUCACUCUGACUUGCACUGUUUCGAGGGAUCGAGGUGAGUCUCUGAGGCAGGUGCGAUGGAUUGAUGUCCAGAACCAGACACUUCUGACCUACCAGCCCGGCCAAAGAGACAGUGUGAGUGGACAGCAGCAUGUUGAGCUCGCAUCCUCCCCAAAAGACACCUCGGCUAUCAUCAUCCGCAGGGUGAGCUUCCGUGACGAAGGCUGCUACACCUGCAUCUUUGACAUGCAUCAGUCCGCUUCAAAGCAGGGACAGACCUGCCUCACUGUUACCGCGCAAGUCACCGUCGAGAGCAAUAAGACAGCGGUGAGUGGCAAGAAGGCCUCCCUCUCGUGUUUUUACGGCUUGCCUGAAAAGGUGCAGCAGAUCUCGUGGAAACACACCUCCGCGCAGGGAGUCUCCACAGACGUGGCUUCCUAUGCGAAACGGAGCGACCCCAUGAUAGAGCCACCGUACCAGGGGAGAGUCUGGUUAAGUCCCUCCCUCUCCAACAGUCAGCUCACCAUCCAGCCUGUCGCUAUCGAGGACGAGGGCUGCUACACCUGUCUGUACACCACACAUCCUGAAGGGCAGAAGAGCUCCACAGUUUGCCUCGCCACCUAUGUGCUGCCCAAACCUCAGGUGAGCUACAAGACUACCUCUCCAGGUGUGAUCGAAGCCAACUGCACCUCAGUGUCGCGCCCGCCGGCGGAGAUCGUGUGGAACGUGGAGAGGGAUAACCGGACCAUGGGGCCCCCCGUGACGACACAUAUCCCGCAGGGUGACGGGACCACCCUGGUCAUCAGUACAUUGACUGUCCAAUCAGGGUUGCUGAAAGACGUGUCCGUCAAAUGCUUGGUGCACCACAAGGGGCUUGAGUCACCGAUCGGUGUAUCCAUGAACACUAAAAUUGGGACGGCUCUCACCAUCCUGAUCUCAGUCACUACAGUGGCAUCCUUGUUGGUCAUGUCCCUCUGCUUCUGCCUUUGGAAGUGUUUCCUGCGCAAAGAAGCUGAUUAAUCUUUCAGAUGGGACCAGGAGCUGAAAAGAGGAGAGGCAGAAUUGUUUCCCUGCACCAUCAUCGUCGUCUCGGUACAAAGUGACACGCCUCUAUAGGACGGCAAAUACAAUUCUGCGUAUGAGCGCGGACUGUUCAACGACAUUCAUCUUUACUCUUCUUCUUCUCCUUCUGCCUCUGCACCUGAGUCUUAUAUAAUCUCCAGGCUGUCGUCACGUGAAGUCGGAGAGGAAAUGAUGAAGGAUCUCUGUUUUUUCUCUCUGGCUAUGUAAUUAAUUGAGUGGAUGGCCACACGUUCACACAGCAGAGUCACUGUAUGGCAAAAUUAAAGUAUAGCGAUUGUGCUGUUGCAGCAUAUUGCAUGUCUUUGAAAUACUUAAAGGAUACGUCUGGUGAUGUAACUACUGCCUGUGUAGCCAGAACGUAACCCUCUGCGGCACAUCAGUGCUUUACGUUAAAGGCACUGUGGUUUAUUUAAAGUCGAUCCCAUAUACACUGUCCUGCUUCCUCGCAAGGCCACCAAAUAUGUAUAAAUCCACAGCUGAUAUAGUCCCCAUCAAAUUCACUAUUUACUCCCGUUUGAGUAACAUUUGCUAAAACCUACAGUGCCCAGCUGUUCUUCUUUAUGUUAUGUUGUUAUGCCUCGCUGUUUACGUGGGAUAUACGUAGAAUAAAUAUAGAAUAUCACCAGCCUUAUCCUUUAAAUAACAGCUCACCAUUAAGGUAUUACUUCUUUGUACCUCAGUCGAAGGCCUCCGUCACCUCUGUGUGUUUCUAAAGCUGGGUGGGGUCAGGGAUAUUCUUCUUUAGUUCAGCUAAGAGGGGCUGCUUACUUAUGUUUUGUUUAUGUAAUAUCUAUUGCAAACUUUUCUACACGUUUCAAAGUCUGUUUGACCAUGUUGUGAGAGUGUGUGUGUGUGUGCAUAUUUGUCAGAGGUCAGAUAGCUUGAAUCAAUUCCCUAAGUGAGCAACGCUGAAACCUUUUUGGUGCCCCCCGAAAGGAAUGCGUGUCUUGUUGCCUGUCUACGUCGUCGUGUCAGGCGAGUUCAUGUGUCUGAAGAUGUCUACAGGUUGGGCUCUGUUGGGUCGACAAUGGUUAAAUGAGAUCAAAAUAUGUUAUGAGGCUUUUUGCAUGUACACAGAGGCAUUUAAAAAUGAGAGCUUUAUGCUGACAUAAUCUUAUAUAUCAAAGCGUAUGAUUUGGAUCUGUCAGUAUU
This is a messenger RNA of Larimichthys crocea (large yellow croaker), 2551 nucleotides long. RefSeq names its product OX-2 membrane glycoprotein. The transcript has 7 exons. The record is from RefSeq and is a predicted model, not a curated record. NCBI's taxonomy places the organism in Eukaryota, Metazoa, Chordata, Actinopteri, Sciaenidae. Gene Ontology annotation, molecular function: cell-cell adhesion mediator activity. Gene Ontology annotation, cellular component: cell surface; neuronal cell body; axon. Bases 224 to 1336 code for a protein of 370 amino acids. Gene Ontology annotation, biological process: heterotypic cell-cell adhesion; negative regulation of neuroinflammatory response.